Messenger RNA from Candida tropicalis MYA-3404, 393 nucleotides. RefSeq lists its product as uncharacterized. NCBI's taxonomy places the organism in Eukaryota, Fungi, Ascomycota, Pichiomycetes, Serinales, Debaryomycetaceae. The transcript has a single exon. The record is from RefSeq and is a predicted model, not a curated record. Bases 1 to 393 code for a protein of 130 amino acids.
AUGCUAACUAGUUAUGCGGAACACUUUGGAUUGUUGAUGUGUAUGUUGGUUCCUGUGUCGAAAUUUCCACUUGAGAUUUCGGUUUUUAGACAAACAAUAGAAAAGAAAAAAAAAAUUAAAAUUAUGCAUAGAAUGUUAUCUGCUUGUUUCAUAGAAAAUUCUUCCAGAACAACUACAAUGAAAAAAUGUCUGGAUUUUUCAUUGUUUAAUUGUCCAUUUCCCUUCGGAAUAAAAAAACAGACAGAAGAAAAAAGUGUCGUGCAUUUUAGGAAAAAAAAAGAGUUCAUCAAAUUCAUUUGUGGGUCAACUGACGGAUUAUCGUUCAGACGUUGGAUGAUGAAUUUCUUGAGUUUCCAUUUAAUUUGCGGAAGGAGGUAUGGUCCAUUGAUCUAA